AUGGCACCUGUCAACCUUUCCCACAGACGGACGCAUAAUUUGCUCUUAAUCUCUAAACUCUUGAGUUCCCGGGACACAGCGUCGCCCCUCACACUUGUCCAGGACUCGUUAGAGCAACCGGCCACACCGCUCUAUAAAGAAUACAUCAGACGUGCCAAGUUGUCCAAAGUUCAUGUCACACUAAUCGCGUUUGAAACCCUAAAACAACCAGAAGGCGUCGAUGCCUUUGUGUCAACUCGACGCAAGAGCCCCGCCGAUAUUAUUAAAGAAGUCAAUGCAGUUGCAUCUGCCAAUCCAUCGCGUAGACGUCUUAUUCUGAUUGAUUCAAUCAACCCAUUAUUGGGUUCUAGGAGAUCAGACCCUAGCUUCCAUUUGCCCUCUUUCCUUGGGUCAUUCAUUGCACCCACGUCUCCAACAGCAAAGGUGGAUGCAUCGCUCGUGGUGACAUACCAUCAAGAUGUCCCCGAACCCUCACAGCAAAAUUCUUACUCGCCAUCGCCAAUCUCCGUGUUGACGUAUCUGGCUACAAGCAUCAUCACUCUCCAUUCAUUUUCACACAUCCUAGCACAAAAGGCUGCUCGAGACCGCAGUUUAGCGCCGCCAGUCUUCGGCCUCGAAGAAGAACAAGAAGGCAUCCUACUUGGCCGAUUGGACAGACUGGUUGGGACUGGUGCUGCAGAGGGUCUUGUUAUUGAGUUAGAGCACCGGCGGAAGAGUGGCCGUGGUGUUUUGGAAUGGUAUCUCCUCCCGCCUGCUUCGCGCUAUUCGCCACAGCACUUGAAAGAAGUGGUGACCCUGCUCGACGACAACGUUUUGUACAAUCCUCCUAUGGAGCGACACAUUGGCCCCGAAGAUGAGGAGCCUACGUCGACAUUUGAGCUGGGUCUUACUGACAGACAAAGGCGUGAUAGAGAGGGCGUGGUGCUACCCUACUUUGAUGCCCAGCAUGGAAAUGGACCUGGUGAAGGAGGUCGUAUUCUUUACGACAUGGGCGAAGAGGAUGACUUUGAUGAAGAAGAAGAUGAGAUCUAG
This is a messenger RNA of Penicillium nucicola, 1032 nucleotides long. Its product is annotated as Elongator subunit IKI1. Lineage: Eukaryota; Fungi; Ascomycota; Eurotiomycetes; Eurotiales; Aspergillaceae. Gene Ontology annotation, biological process: tRNA wobble uridine modification. The transcript has 3 exons. Gene Ontology annotation, molecular function: tRNA binding. The record is from RefSeq and is a predicted model, not a curated record. The coding region runs from base 1 to 1032 and encodes 343 amino acids. Gene Ontology annotation, cellular component: nucleus; elongator holoenzyme complex; cytosol.